Diachasma alloeum is the source of this 2345-nucleotide messenger RNA. It is a transcript of the gene Nct, whose product is annotated as nicastrin. The transcript has 5 exons. Gene Ontology annotation, biological process: protein processing; Notch receptor processing. Gene Ontology annotation, cellular component: membrane. Lineage: Eukaryota; Metazoa; Arthropoda; Insecta; Hymenoptera; Braconidae. The record is from RefSeq and is a predicted model, not a curated record. Bases 139 to 2052 code for a protein of 637 amino acids.
GCUUGUCAUACUUGGCUUGCUAUACUUGUCUUCUGUCAUAAUAAUAAGGAGAUCGAACCUUAUCUCACAGUAGUUCACAUUUUACUGAUAAUGUAAUUUGCUCUCGCUCAUUUCCUCAAUAAACACAUAGGAUUAAAAAUGUCGCGGUUUUUGUGGUGCAGUUUCAUUGUAUUUAUAACUGUGAUGGACAUAGCCUCAACGAAGAGAAUCAAAGACAUGAUUUACAUGUCCAUUGAUGGAGUGUCAGCCUGUUUUCGAAGACACAAUGGAACCCAUCAGUUUGGAUGCUCCUCUCAGAGAGGAGGGAGUGUUGGGGUAAUCCAAAUGGUGGAGAGCCUCGAGGACGUGCAGUGGCUGGAGAGUAACGCCACUGCGGGUCCCUACACAGCUGUGAUGCCAUUCUCCAUGUUCACCAAAGACGUGUUACAUCGUCUUCGAGGGACGAAUAACAUUAAUGGAAUUCUAUUAGCGAAAAAUAGUAGCCACUCACUUCCGUCCAGUUAUUCACCCGAAGAUACAUGUCCAAAUAGAUAUUCUGGAUCAAAGGCGUGUGACGCUGCGAAACCUUGGAAUCCCUGGGGAAAUAACAUUCUCCAUGAAGACUGGCCAUUUCCCAUGUUUUAUGUUCAGAACGACACACUCCUCCACGAGAUAAGAGCCUGCUACACGAAGCACAACGCUCACGACCGUGAUUCCCAACGAGACCGCUCCCUGUGUGCCCUCGAGAUGCAAUCGUUCAUGUCAGCAGCAGUGGACUCCGAGACGUGCAUCAGAAGGAACAACCUGAUCCUCUAUAUGAAUCCAACGCGGUUCUGCGACCCCUUGGGAGACAGGAACAUCCACUGGCCCUUGGCACCCCUGACGAACACCACCAACUCGAUGACCCUCGUGAUCGCCCGACUCGACGCAAACUCAAUGUUCGACACAGUCGCCCCAGGUGCCAACAGCACAGUGACAAGCCUGGUGAGCCUCCUGGCGACCGCCUACUACAUCAACUCCCUCAACGCCACAGCCAGCGCCAACAAUGUUCUCUUCUCCCUUCUCAACGGCGAGUCCUUCGACUACAUCGGCUCCAGUCGCUUCGUCUACGACCUGAAGGAGGGAAAUUUCAACGCCCUAGCCGGCAGAAACCUCCCUCUGUCCACCAUAACAACAGUCAUCGAGCUCAACCAGCUGACAGACGAUAAACUCUUCAUCCACACCAACAACGACUCCCCCAACAGCCUGAUCUCCUCCUUGAGGGAUGCCCUGGGAGGGACUAUCCUCCAGGGAAGCGUUCCCCCCACCUCGAUACAGAGUUUCCUGGGGGCUAAACCUAGUCUACCAACUGCUCUGAUCGCCUCUUAUGGCAAGCAGUUCCACAAUCCCUAUUACCAAGGUAUCCUCGACAAUUCAGAAACCCUUGGGAUCGAUAAGAAGCCCAUCAACAAGACCCUGGCGAACAUAGCUGUGAAACUUGGGGAUGUACUGUAUGAGCACGUGACCGGGGACAAGUCACCAGGGGGAAAUGGCACCUUCAUCGAGGAGUUGAUUACCGAGAUGCUAUCGUGUUAUCUCACGAGUGCUCAGUGCAGUCUAUUCCAGGCAGCAUCUCCACCAGGUGUUAAACCAGUUAAUCACCCACUUCCCCUUUAUGUGAGUGUCGCCACCAGUCGCAACCCAGCGACAAGCCUGACAGGACAAUUACUAGCACUUUUGACAGGGGAAAUGUUGAACAUGACAGCACACGAGUGCCACGAUCACAGACUAACCUGGAUGGGGGGAUACUCCUUCAAUGGUGUAUGCAUUAAUUCAACAGUUAAUUACACCUCUGCUGUCAGCCCAGCCUUUAUCAUCCCCGGGUAUUCGAUGAAGUCAGGGCUUUACUCCACGUGGACAGAGUCCAUCUGGCAGACACUCAGUGUUCGCAUGUUCCUGAAACCCUCCGACACUGUUGAGAGGCUGACCAUCAGUCUCGGGAGCAUUGUCGCUGGGCUGUCCUUCAUUGUUGUCUGGUUCAUCAACUCCAGGGCUCAUCUGCUCUUCGAGACUAGCAGGACACCUGCCUGCUAGGACAACGCCGCGGACCACAUAUCAAUGACGAGGCUUGGGGAGAGGAAUUUUGGGGAGGUUCCUGUCACCAGCCUGUGAACAUGAGCUUUUUUCGGCUGGAGGUGGAAUUUUGUGUGUGGUGCGCCCUCGGACGUUAUUUAUUUUAGAUCAGUUUUAUUUCGUGAAUUAACAGCAAUUAAUGGUUUUUUUUGGAUGCCAAGGGAAAUGAAUUCACAUUACGCAGGAAAAAAUUUCAUAGAAAAAUCUUGCGAAUUUGAUGGAAAAACUCCUAUUGAAUGAUUUUAAAAAUUCUA